Messenger RNA from Hipposideros armiger (great roundleaf bat), 413 nucleotides. RefSeq names its product leukocyte immunoglobulin-like receptor subfamily B member 4. Bases 1 to 393 code for a protein of 130 amino acids. NCBI's taxonomy places the organism in Eukaryota, Metazoa, Chordata, Mammalia, Chiroptera, Hipposideridae. The transcript is spliced from 5 exons. The record is from RefSeq and is a predicted model, not a curated record.
AUGUGCUCACACCCCAGUGACACCCUAGAGCUCCUGGUCUCAGGACCCUCUGGGGACCCCAGCCCCUCACCCACAGGUUCCGUCUCCACAGCUGGAGGCUCUGAGCAUCAGUCCCCCACCACCACAGAGUCUGGCCCACAGAGUGGUCUCAAAAGGUACCUGAACGUCCUGAUUGGGGUCUCAGUGGCCUUCAUCCUGCUGAUCUCUCUCUUCCUCUUCCUCCUCCUUCGUCACCAGCAUCAGGGCAAACACAGGACGUCAGCUCCAGCCCAGCAGCUGAUGCCCAAGAAGAGACCCUCUGUGAGAGGAAGAGGGGCACCCGGGAGCGGGGCACAUGGAUUUCAGGAGAUGAUGAGGAAGGGGACAGGCUGGGAGAGUGUUGGGUCAGGGUGAGAAGGCCUGAAAUCCACACU